GACAAUAACCAAAGCAAGAACCUCACCUUUGUUGCAGCCUUGAAUCCUCAAUCUACUCCUCCUCCUUUCGACAAAAACCAAAAAAUGAGACCUUUAGACGAGAAAGAAAUGGGUGAAGUUUUCAAGAAACAUAUGUUGUUCACAGGAAACAACCUCAAAAACAUCAUUGAAAACCCAUCACAUGAAGGGCCAGACCCGAACCCAGGUCGGUACCGCUUCAGGCUCCACAAAAACAAGGUAUUUUACAUCAGUGAAUCGCUAGUGAAGCGAGCAACAAACAUUGGACGCAAAAAUUUGGUAUCUUUAGGUACUUGUAUUGGGAAAUUCACUCACGGGGGUGGUUUUAGAUUGACUGUUCAGCCACUGAAUUUAUUGGCUGCUAAUGCUAAACAUAAAGUUUGGUUAAAACCCACUUCAGAGAUGUCUUUUCUGUAUGGGAAUCAUGUGUUGAAAGGUGGGCUAGGGAAGAUUACUGAUAGUAUUAAUAGAAAUGAUGGGGUUGUUGUGUUUUCUAUGAGUGAUGUGCCUUUGGGGUUUGGACCUGCUGCAAGGUCGACACAGGAAUGUAGAAAAUGUGAUCCUAAUGGGAUUGUUGUGCAUCACUAUGCUGAUAUUGGCGAGUAUUUGAGAGAUGAAGAUGAUCUUUGAGAAUGAUCCUGGAGCUUUUUGGGAUUAUGGUUGCUGCUUCUGCUGUUACUGUUGUUGUUCUUGAUGAUCUUUGAGAUUCUGGAGUAUUUAGAGAGUUAUGGGAGUUAAUCUGGUGGGGUUAGAAAAACUUAACUAAUGGUUCGUGAAGAACAAUUGGCGAGCAGUUAUGCAUGCAGCCAUCAAGUGGAAACACAAUGCUGUAGGGUAGUAAUAACUAUGCAGUAUGCAGUUUGAUAAUGUGAUCCAGGGAAAUAAAUGGAACAAUAUUGUGUUUAUUUUCAUGAUUGAGAUUAUGUUGUAAUCUUUUUACAUGUUCAUCGUUAAUGAUUUGCUAUUUUAGCAUGUAUUCUUAACUGAAUUACAGAUGAAUUAGUUAAAGAUUGCUUUAUUGUCUGAGCA
Messenger RNA from Populus trichocarpa (black cottonwood), 1047 nucleotides. RefSeq lists its product as uncharacterized. The record is from RefSeq and is a predicted model, not a curated record. Gene Ontology annotation, molecular function: RNA binding. Gene Ontology annotation, biological process: ribosomal large subunit biogenesis; ribosome assembly. Gene Ontology annotation, cellular component: preribosome, large subunit precursor; nucleus; nucleolus. Bases 85 to 648 code for a protein of 187 amino acids. The transcript is spliced from 2 exons. Lineage: Eukaryota; Viridiplantae; Streptophyta; Magnoliopsida; Malpighiales; Salicaceae.